Molecule: messenger RNA, 2129 nt
Organism: Puntigrus tetrazona (Sumatra barb)
Lineage: Eukaryota; Metazoa; Chordata; Actinopteri; Cypriniformes; Cyprinidae
Product: polyadenylate-binding protein 1-like
Exons: 1
Coding region: 733-1614 (293 amino acids)
Biological process (GO): mRNA splicing, via spliceosome
Cellular component (GO): precatalytic spliceosome
Molecular function (GO): snRNA binding; mRNA binding
Source: RefSeq, a predicted model, not a curated record
UAACGCUAAAAGGACUCAAUAUGACAACGCUAGUCUGUGCUUGUCUUUAUCUGAGCUUUAUAGCGAUCUCGUGUUAAUAGUGUAGGUGGUGGAAAAGCCAGCCGCCGCAGUUUAGCGCGGUUAGCAUGUUUGCUAGCUUCGUAAACGUCCGCUCUAUAUUUAUUUAUUCGCUUCAAUACUUCACGCGUGACCAGAAACGCAUGGGAAUCAUCGUCGCACGCUUACCAAUAGCAUAUUUAUAAAUAAAAUGUUAAUAUUUUCCGUUAGCAACUAAUCGCUUGUUAGCUGACGUGUUAGCUGUGCCGGGGUUUGCUUGCUAAAACAAGCCCAUCGGUUUGUUUAAGACAAUCGGCUUUUCGUGGAUGUUGUACGUGCUACGUUUUUUUUUUUUUUUUUUUACAGUUUAAAUUAAAAUAAAUAAUUAGAUGCUACUUUGAAAGUCAUUUUGCUGCGAAAAGUAAUAAUGACGCGUUUAAUGAAGGUCGAAAGUUUAUUAAUUAGAGGUUUUGUGUGCGAGGUUCGUUAACAUGAAGAUCUAUUUUUGUAUGAAUAAAAUAAACGUAACUAUUAAAAACCAUUGGUUUCGAAACGCUUCGUGCUCACGUGGUGUCCUCCUAUGACGCCAUCGGGAUUUAGAACGUUUGGAAGCUGUUAGAUGAAAAACUUGAUCUGACUGAGGCAUCAGUUUUCACUUGUACACAGCUUUUGCGAGCUUCAUACAGUGAUAAGAAAAUGUCAAAAUUCUUCAAGUGGUCCUCAAGUGAGGAUAACUUCAAACAAGGAGAUCUCAGCUGGUCAUUGCUAGUGAGCAAUUUGCACCCACUUGUGCAUGAAGGAGUGCUGCAUAAGAUAUUCAGCCCGUUCGGACCCAUUUGUUCUCUGCGGGUGUUCAAAAGUGUAAAUAACAUCCAUUGCGGAUAUGCUUUCGUUACUUUUGAACAUCUCAACGAUGCAAGAGAUGCUCUAGAGGCUCUGGAUUGUUUGGAGCUUAUGGACAGACAACAGAUGCGUGUCAGUUGGGCCGACCACUUAUCGUUUACGAUCCUAGCGAGGCGCGCUGACGUUGCUGAUUUAUGUGAAGUCUUGUCAUACUUCGGUCAAUUCCCUCCGCGCAGAGUGCAAGAAAACGGCAGCUUUGGCUCGGAUGACCCCGAGGAGAGCGACCCUCGCGCGCCGAAGUCAUUGAUUGCAAGUAACCUGCUGCUCGGAGUGAGCGAACGAGAGUUGCUGGAAGCAUUCAGCCCAUUCGGACCCAUCUCCUCUGUGCAUGUGUGCAGAAAUGAGUUAACCCGGGUCUCUUGCGGAUACGGUUUUAUUACCUUCAAACACCGACGUGAUGCAGAAAGGGCUCUGGAGGCUCUGAAUUUUUCAGAGCUCUUUGGCAAAACGAUGUGCAUCUCGUUUGUCCAAGACGCAACCGUGGAGGCCGUAAUGAGGAGCAGCAGCCCUCAAGCCGAAGUCACAGACGAAAACCGACCUGAGCCCGUCGAGCAGUCGCUUGGAAGAAAGCUAGUAAAUUCGGCGAAAAAGGCAUUAAUAGGAGUUUUGAAAAAGCCGGAAACCUGGUUUUGCGUCGCUUUUGUGGCCGUGGUAUGCCUGACGGAGGAAAAAUAAUUCCCAUUCAGCCUUGCUGAUGAUGGACGAAAAAAGCAAUAGAAAAAAAAGAAAAAAAAAAGAAAAUGUGCACAAUAUAGAGGGUACAGAGACUGAAGGGACCGGACCAGAGUUGCUUAACUAAUUUGCUGACAAGUGAGCGAAGAAGAGCUGGAGAAAUUGGAUGGAAACAGAAGAAAUGGUUCAAAUACCAAAUUGUGGCAUCGAUGAUGGCGAUACAGCAGAGGAAUCCCACCUCUCUGAGAUACCAUGAAGAAAAAAAUCACAAAAACGAACCCUCCUACCCGUCCACAGUGCAAACAAAGACCUACAAAACAAGCAGCAUUGAUGGAAACUGUGACCUACAGUCCUGUGGCCCCCUUGGUAUCCAAAAAGAUAAAUAAAAAUGUCAAAUAAUAAUAGUGCAAAAUCCGUUUUUUUGUGCGCGACCGCUCAUAGAAGCGCAUCCAUUUGAAUGUAGCCUAGAUGUUGUCCACGAUGUCAUUACGAAACGUAAUAAUGCUGAGAAAAACAAC